Molecule: messenger RNA, 3275 nt
Organism: Anarrhichthys ocellatus (wolf-eel)
Lineage: Eukaryota; Metazoa; Chordata; Actinopteri; Perciformes; Anarhichadidae
Gene: rab23
Product: RAB23, member RAS oncogene family
Exons: 8
Coding region: 506-1213 (235 amino acids)
Molecular function (GO): GTP binding; GTPase activity
Source: RefSeq, a predicted model, not a curated record
ACUCUUGACACUGCUGCUUAGCAACAAACAUUAGCCAGCUAGCCUAUUUAGCCUGGUUAGCUACUCUCAUUGCGCACGCAGUUAGCUGGAACGAAGGCUCGCGAAUAGAUAGAUAGCAAUGCGUUGUCUUCCCGCAAAUGUCACGGAUUGUAUUUAGUUGUAGACGUUGAUUAAACGUUACCUGAACGCUACGUCUCUGUAGUCAUAAGAUAGAUAUAAGAUAGAUAAGCAGAAGGUUAUUUUCUCCUUUAGUGGCUAACCUAAGCUAGGUAACCUUAGUCAGUAGCACAUACCACAGAGAAGAGCGGAGGAAGGCUGGAGAUAUGUGAUUGCGGGUUAAGUGUCUGGUUAGCUCAUCUAAUGUUGGCGGACACCGGAUGAGUUGGAAAGUGGUUCUAAAGGGUCUGAUUGAAAAUUAAAGCUUUUCAUUGGUUUAUGUGUUUGUGUCACAUCACUGAAACUACCCAGGCAGUGGAAGUGAGUACAUCAGCCAGACGUCACCACCAUGUUGGAGGAGGACAUGGAAGUGGCCAUCAAGGUGGUCGUGGUCGGCAACGGGGCUGUUGGCAAGUCCAGUAUGAUCCAACGGUACUGCAAGGGCGUCUUCACCAAGGACUACAAGAAGACCAUCGGAGUGGACUUCCUGGAAAGGCAGAUCAUCGUUAAUGACGAAGAGGUCCGACUAAUGCUGUGGGACACCGCCGGGCAGGAGGAGUUUGACGCUAUUACUAAGGCCUACUACCGUGGUGCCCAAGCGUGUGUGCUAGCCUUCUCCACCACGGACAGGGAGUCGUUUCAGGCCAUCGACAGCUGGAGGGAGAAGUUGGAGGCCGAGGUCGGAGAUAUUCCCACAGUUCUAGUGCAGAACAAAAUUGACCUCCUGGAAGAGACCGUUAUAAAAAACGAGGAGGCCGAAGCUUUGGCUAAAAGGCUCAAGCUGAGAUUUUACCGAGCUUCAGUCAAAGAGGACCUCAAUGUCAACGAGGUUUUUAAGUACUUAACUGAGAAGUAUCUCCAGCGACUCAAACAGCAAACGGCAGAAGAGACCGAGGUGCUGCAUACAACAAGCAAUAAAAUAGGUGUUUUUAAUACCACAAGUAGUAAUGUUUGCAACCAGAGCUCCAGCAACGGCAGAGAAAUCAUCACUUUGAGACCCAACAAACAAAGGACCAAGAAGAGUAAAAAUCCUUUUGGAAGCUGCAGCCUACUGUAGAUGAAACACAUCAUUUAGUUUUAGUGACUGGCCAUUGUUUCUAAGACUACAUGGGUCAUUGUUGUAUUUUUGUGGAGGUAGCCACAUUUAGAGACCAAAGCCCAAACAGUCUGGGAAACACUCCUCUCUACUACUUUAAUAACCUGAUGUUUAAUCUGUGUCCUGAGUCGUUUCCUCACAUUGACGGUUGAGUUUCCUUCGAUUCAGCCUUGGAUCUCCAUUAAUGAUCCGCGCACAAAACCCGUCCCUGUGGUUGCCUUAAGUAACAGCAACAGCAACAGCUGCAGCUGCAGUACAUGUAUGUGUUAGAUAUGACAUACAAUCCUCUCAUUGGAAUAUGUAACAGCAAAGGUUGCACUCUUGCUCUCUGUGCACAUGACAUUUGAACCGUGCAAUAUGUUUGCACGUAUUGUAGAAGAUACACGGCUAAUUGUGCACCAUAUUUUUUUUCCGUCAGCAUAAUGUGGUUCAAACUGUUUAUUGUGGACAAAACGGUAUCGAAUCCACAGCUAAUUCUCUGUGCAGAAGUAUUUUUGUACGAAUGGAAACAGUGUCGAGUGACAUAGUGCCAAAUUUCUUCUUUCUGGGCUGUAGUUAAAUAUUAACACUGCAGUGAUGUGGAUGUAACAUGAAAUUAACGGAUUGUGCUUUUUCCUGUAUAACCAAAUAUCAAUAAUUAUUGACACAAAAUAGUCCUCUACAUGUCUGCUUACACUCGAAUAAAUGAAUCGCAUUCUAAGAGUUCCACAAAGUUUUUUUGCCUUUGUGGUGUAAAACAUGAAUUGAAGUCCCCAUCAGUUAUCACACUAUGUUUUUGAUUGCAGUUGUUGACCUUUGACGUAUUCACCGUGCUUUUCUUUAACUCCAGUACAGCUUGGAGGAACUCAUUGGUAACCCUUGGAGUAAAUACGUUUCAGUAUCUAUGUAUCGGGAUGAAGAUUUUCACUAUAUUUGUAACAUUCUAAACACUAAACACGGUGCAAGGUUUUGUUUUUACGUCUCGGUUCGGCUCCUGUAGUCUCUAAUCGGUUUCUAUUUUGCAAACAUUCAUAUCCACAGUGUCUGUCCCUGCGGUGUGGAGCCCUGAGCUUGCGUGUGCCUGAUUAUGCAAGAAAACUCAUGAAAGUACUCUGAAAGAUCUCCCAGACGAAGGCUUAGUUCUCAACACAGUAUACUGCAUCAAGCCUUUUUACAAAUCUGUAGAGACGCCAGUUUACAGAGCGCAGAGAACGAUUUGACGUUUCCUUAUGAAUAGUUACAAUUCUAGGUAUUCUACAUGCAAUUACAAUAUGUAGGACAUCUGGGGAUACAUGUUUAUGCACGUUUUUGUAAUUUAUCUCCGAUCUCUCGUUAGAAACUUCUCCCAGAUUCAAAUGAACUUUAUUGUGAAAAUCCCAACAGGUGCUUGAAGUAUGUUCCAGUUAUACCAUUGGUACUAAGAUCGCACAUUUCAAGCUUUUUCAUUUGGUUGUCUGUAAACGGUGCUGUGUUGAAGAAAAGAAACAUUGUGGCAUAACUGUAAUGCAUGCAAGCCUUUUUUUUUUUUUUUUUUUUUUUUUUUUUUUUUCCCCCACAUCAGUGAACGUUGAACCUGGGCCGCGAUGCCUCAAUGCCCUGUCGUUUACGUUCUUCCCCCCCCCCCACCACCAGUAAGCUUUUUAAUCCCUACUCUUGCUGUUUGCUUUCAAAUUGCCUGCACCGUAAAUCUGUAAAUGCAUGUAAUUAUUUCCCAAGCUCCUCUAAUUUGCAACAUUGUGUUUAAUUUGCCUUUUUUUGCAUUUUUUGCCUGACUGGAUUUAGCACACGUUCAUCAUGAAGAUGGCAUCUAAUCGUAAAGACUAACCAUACCUAUGUGCUGUAAUGAUCUUUGUGUCUUACUGUUACUCUACUUUUUCACUCCUCAAUUUCACACAUUUAAAUAAGACCAACCAACAUAUGAGUCCUUACAGACUGACAAAAACAACCCUCAUUGUUGGAUUUUUUGUUUUAAACAGUAAAACAGGUAUCACUAUGUUGAGUGUGCCACACAAAUGUGCUUCUGAUGUUAUGUUUGGGGGGGCCC